AUGACGGGCGUGAAGGACAGCUUUCUGGACCUUGAGCGCCACGUCCGGCAGCUGGAGGCCAAUGUGUCCAAGCUUAAGAAGGCGCUAGAGCACUGGCGGCAGUGGGAUGCCGAGUACGAGGCUUUGAAGGAGGAGGUGCAGACGGCUACCGGGGUUGGUGUUGGGGCCGAGUCGGAGACUUCCGCGGCAGAGCUCCGCCGGAUACGGGCCGAGUUCGACGGCGACCUCGUCACCGGGAAAGAGCAGGUGGUCAACCUGCUGGACCGCAGGAUCGAGUACGUGGACAAGAACGUGCGCACGCUCGAGAAGCAGCUGGAGGAGGCGGAGAGGAAGCUGGGCGCCGCGAGCGUGAUUAGCGACCCGGGCGCGACGGACGAGACCGGGUUGCCCAUCACGGAGAUUUUUGAAAGGCUGGAUGAGGAUGGGAACGUGGUGUCCCAUGAGCUGUGGACGCCCGGCAGCAAGAUGCCGCAGCUACAGGAGAUUCUGCAAAAGGCCGGUGUCGAGAGCGCCGCGUCGCAGUCAAAGCCGGAUGGAGAUGAGGUGGCCCCGUCAGACCCUCCUAGUGAUGUGCGGCCUCGGACCAGUGGUCCUCGAGCGCCGGCUACGGCCGAUAUACCGGUGCGCAUGAAAGAGGUGGUUUCCGAUGUCGAUCCGGGCGUCGCGGAGAACGAGGAGAUUAUGGACAAGGCGCGAGAGCAGGAGAAAAUAACCCAGGACGCACCCACGCUCCCUGACGACGAAUCGCCCGAGGAUGCGGCGCUCCGGAGGCAGAUGUUGGAGUACACUAUGAACAACUCGGCGACGCCCAGCGCGGGCAUGGGCGAGGUGGUUGCCAUCAUGUCGGAUCUACGGUAUGACGAGUCGGAUGAUGACUCAUUUAACAGCUACGAGGAUGAUGAUGACGAUGAAGACGAGGACGAGGACGAGGAUGGGGAAGACGGUGAAGAGGAGGACAAGUACGGCCGGACCACCCACCGAGUGAUUGACCCAAAGUACCAGGAGCGGAUGCUCGACCUCGAGCGACGCUUGGGCGUCCAGUCUCGUUUUACGCGGCAGCUUGCCACGAGCGAACCUGGGACCAACGACGGUGACGGCGAGGGUGACGCCUCGCCCGAACAAGGAAACUUCGAGGAAGGCAUCGGCAAGAUUGUAGUGAGGCAGCCAGAGGCCGAGGCCAAGACCCAGCCCCCGAACAAGUCGCGGAGCCGGACAGACCGGUCCGCGGCGGACGUACCCGCCUCUGGCAGCAUCCUGAAGCCUAGCGGGGCCUCGGGCGCGAAGAAGAGCGUCAAGUUUGCCGAGGCGCUAGACAUUGCCCCGGCGGAUAAUACAACGCCCGGACAAGAAGCAGCGCGCGACGCCGACCCGCGGCCCGAAACGGUCGCGAACCCCGUCAGCGAGUUCAUCGUGGAGCAGGCGGACCCUUUGCCGCCCAAGCAACCCGAGACGGCGGCGCGCCCGCGCAAGAAGGCCUCGCGUUUCCAGCAGAUGAAGGCAUCCUCGGGCGUCUCUGCCGCCGCAGAUGCUUUCGAAGAGGAGGGGACGGAGGAGGGGAAACCCCAAGAGUCGGACACCAUCAUGCAGCCCCUCGCCUGGUCGGAUACCCCCGCCUCUUCUCGGAGGCGGGGUAAGUCGGCCAAGGUCCGCGGGGACCCGGAUGACUUUGACGAGGAAAUUGAUCGCCGGGAGAUUGCCGACGAGUACCAGCGUAGGCGGCGGAAGAUGAUUGCGCAGCAGGGUGGUUUCCUCAAGGAGGAAGAGAACGCUAUAGAACCAGUUGACGACGAGGGGGAACCGCCCCGGCGGGUGAGCCGUUUCAAGGCAGCCCGGCUAGCGAGAGACUAG
Parascedosporium putredinis is the source of this 1848-nucleotide messenger RNA. NCBI's taxonomy places the organism in Eukaryota, Fungi, Ascomycota, Sordariomycetes, Microascales, Microascaceae. The record is from the annotation of a GenBank genome assembly.